Messenger RNA from Synchiropus splendidus (mandarinfish), 556 nucleotides. Its product is annotated as fatty acid-binding protein, brain-like. Lineage: Eukaryota; Metazoa; Chordata; Actinopteri; Syngnathiformes; Callionymidae. The record is from RefSeq and is a predicted model, not a curated record. The transcript has 4 exons. Gene Ontology annotation, cellular component: nucleus; cytosol. Gene Ontology annotation, biological process: fatty acid transport. Gene Ontology annotation, molecular function: fatty acid binding. Bases 64 to 462 code for a protein of 132 amino acids.
GCUAUGACUCUGGCUGCAGGUCUGUCGCUCUGACUGACUGACUGACUCUCGUCCGGAUCCAACAUGGUUGAGGCUUUCUGUGCCACAUGGAAGCUGGUGGACAGCCAGAACUUUGACGAGUACAUGAAGGCUAUCGGUGUUGGAUUUGCAACAAGGCAGGUGGGGAACGUGACCAAGCCCACCGUGGUGAUCAGCCAGGAUGGAGACAAGGUGGUGGUGAAGACCCUCAGCACCUUCAAGAACACAGAGAUCUCGGCCAAACUGGGCGAAGAGUUCGACGAGACCACACCUGACGACCGGCGUGUCAAGAGCACCUUCAGCAUGGACGGAGACAAGUUUGUGCAUGAGCAGAAGUGGGACGGCAAACAGAGCAAGUUUGUCCGCGAGAUCAAGGAUGGGAAGAUGGUGAUGACCUUGACGUUCGAGGGAGUUGUGGCCGUCCGCACGUACGAGAAAGCCUGAAGCCGCCGCAUCGUCGUAGGUCAGGACUGAGUUUGUUCCGACACUGUGAGAAAUAAAAGUCAACUGUCCCCAGACUGGACUGUGGUGUGAGGGU